AUGGCCGGGUCACCGCUAUACUCAGAAAAAGCCUCACCGAUCUGCAAAAGGUUCAGUUCAGUAGAAUGCAACACCUUCAAAAAUCUACUUAAUUUUCCAUUAUAAUAAGACUUCAGGAUCAUGGGCUGUCUUAUCAUAGUGACAAGAUACUACAACUUUUUUAAUAAACUCAUGCGCGUUUUCAUCUAUGAAUCAUUCCAAUUUACUCCUUCAACUUCAAUCAGGAUGCUUUUUGAAAAAGAAAAUGGCGAGGAGCUAAUUGCAGAGGAAAAGAAGGAAACACGUUCGGCGGGUUCCGUAAAGAUGACAUCAACAUCGUCCUCGUCUUCCUCUUCGUCCAGUACUGGCGAUGAUAAAGAAGCUGAUGGAGAGAUGGAUGUCGAUGAGGCUGAAGAUGGAGGAAAAGGAGGUGAAAAGAAUGAGGAUGUAGGCGGAGUCAAACAGGAAAAUCUCACUGGUCACGGUUUGCAGUUGGUUCCCGUCCGGCGCGAGGGAGAGCAGGAGACUGAGAAGUAUUAUCAAUACUCUACUCACCUCCACAAGUAGUCAAGUUUAUGCACUAGUAAGGGCAAAGGUUCCAAAUGGUGGUACAGCAGAGACAGAAGUGAUGACAUUAUUUAGUCUUUAACAAGAAGUUAGACGCCAUAUUUUUACUUUCAUAUUAACGGAUCCCAUCACACCAAACAGGGACGAAGAAGAUCACAAUGCCCGCACGCGACCUCCUGUUCCCACGUCCCUUCUCGGUGGAAUGCUGGGAGCAAAACUGCCAAAAGGAUGGCUCUUGAAAGCUUUAAUGCCAGUACCAUUUUUUUAUAGUCCUCUUGUUUCUUCUUAUCUAAUUAUUUUGAGGACCUCCUUGUGCAAGUUGUGUUUUUCUAUUAUAUUUAAAAACUUUUGUUGUAGUGAAAUUUCAUUGGUUGACCAUCCACAUCCUACGGAAGUAAAGCAAAUAUUAAUUAUAAAUUAUAAUCCAACACUGGCAACGUUUGUGAGGUUAUUCCUCUUUGACUCUAUGUGGAUGUGCUCCUCUAUAUUCAGACGCUGAAUGGUGCGAUCCAGUGGGAUGAACGAUUAAGCAGAGCCUGGCACGUUGCCCUUUCGAUUCAGCGAAACCUGGUCGCUGAUAUUGAAGCAGACCAGCUGACUAAGAUCGAUCACGAGUGUGCGAUGAUGAUUAAGGAGGCUCUCGGGGAUAGUUCAUCUUGUUUGACAUAUGUGAGGACCGUGCCUUCAUUCUUAAGGCAAAGAUGAUGAAGGCGUGGUCUCAGAUAUGUUGCCAUGAGGAUGAAUUCCCUUACAAAGCCCUAAUGUGGUCUGUCGUCUCAUGGGAAAAGACUUAGCUUAUGGCGCGUUUUCGUUGAUAACUAUGCUCUUUGUAUUUACUCGCGAUCUGACGAUGAUCAUGCAUUAGACCCUGGGCCCACUUGCCUGAGCGUGAAUAGAGACGCACUUCAUUACUUGAGUACUUUCUUGGUAGAAUUAUAUUGCUCUUUUAGCCUCAUUCGCGAGGCUUUGAUCAUUCUAAUCAGGUGCUAUUAAGGAGCAGUACGACACGGAUAUGAUGAAACUUAUCAUGGAGCCGGAAGCCGUCAACGUUAGAACUGCUAGAAGCCUGAAGGAGAUGGCUCUAUCGGAUCAGCUGUUACGCGUCUCUUUCUAGUGCAUAUAGCUUACACUUGUGCAGCGUUGUCCCUCACAUUAUUCAGCUUUGUCAUUUCUCAGAUCGUAGGAGUCGUCCAGGGAAGGGAACACUACGCUCUCAUUAGUCAUACCUUCACGCACGUGAAACAGAUCAAUCGCCAGCUCCGUACAUCACAAGUGCCUAGCUUCCGUGUAGAAUAGUUUACAGCUAUAUUUGUACUUUUGCCAUAUGAUACCUGUUCAUUUUGCACAUCGUUUGUGACAAACUUCGAGGAGCUUCGAGAUUUGGAGAUUUUGCCUCCUCUGGUAUCCAACAAGCUAGACGACUUUUUCCGUCAAUUGGACGCUGAUCGCCUUUUUUUAUGGGAGGACUUUGUGUAGUCUGCUUUGAUGCAAUUGAAAGUAGCAAAGGGACAUAGUACACAGCUGAGUGAAAGCUAGUGCGUGAUAGUCACCAGCCAGCCUCCUUUUCAAAAUGUAUCUCGCACAGUACGCCAGGAGAACUGAAAACAUUUUUCAGCAUCCUCGUCUUAGUUUUCUUGUUCGUCUAAUUCGCGCACAGUCGAACUUUGGUGUGGACGACGGUUAUGGCUUGUGUCUUGUAGCAAGUGCGUUGAUAAGUAAGCAUCCCUUACUAGUGACAGAAAGCACCCUAGUAGACGUGCGCUGUAGGAGAAGUCUUUGCUUUUCUUUAUAUUAUCUUAUUUGCCUUGCGCUCGGUCUCGAUACUACAGGCAACAUUCAUCAUCUCUAAUCUCUACCGGCGUACCAAUUCUAUUUGGUGUCAAACAAAAGCGAGUGCGACACAAAACUGCUCUGCGGAGCAGAUGCUAAAGACGUGCUGCUGCGAGUGGGACAGAUAAUGUCACGAGCAACUCAAUACGUACUCAAAAUUUCUAUCUAUAGCUGCAUCCUCAUCCUCAUUGAUAGCGAGUCUGUUUUCGGGCUCGAGUCGAUAUUACUUUCGUUUCGCUGUCCCAUUUAAUGUUGCUGCUUCGCUCUACCAUUCAAUGAAGAUUGCGGUCACUUCUCCAUUUAUUGACCUCGUCUUCUUUACCUCUCCUAGUCACCAUCUACCUGACACUUCUACUCAUUCCAGUUUAUGAAUUUCGAGCAGCUGAGCAAGGCUGAGUGGGAGUGUUUCAAGGCGGAAGUGGACUGGUUGAAAAAAUCGAACCAAAACGAAAGAACCUUAUGGCCGGUUGCUAUUCAUAGUUAUUGCUUUGGAGUCGAACAGCAUCUAACUGACAGGGCCUCUGGUCCUGUUGGGCUUAGGAAAUUAGGAGUGCAAGAUGUUGAUUGAAAGGAAAAUCAUAGUACUACAUAUAUACAUACAGAGCUGCACUUUCUCGUGGUCUAAUAAUCCUGAAUCGACAGACAACAAACAUAAAGAAGCAGUGGCUGAAUAAGGUCGGCGCAACGGCUGGCGCAAUUUUGGCUUUUUUGGGCGGCCUGAGGUCGACGCAAGACAGUGCUGCGGGGCGUAGAAAUGUCAUGAAUACGGUAUUGAUCUAGCGACAAAGUGUGACGGGUCUGGUAAUGAUUGAUCUAAAAAAAGAAUUUUUGCCCAGUAUCUUCCUCUCGGUACAAGGACAAUGAACUCCGUCAAUAAUCUAGUAGACGCGCCUCGUAGUACCAUUCUCCUUUACCUCAUCAUGCUCAGGUGAGCGUUAACAAAUGCGCCGGCGUUUUGCCUGAAAUCAGGGAGAUGGCAUCUUAUGUUGAAGAUAUUACUCAUGAUUACGAUAGAAGCGUGGUUGAUGUUAGAAGUGGCUACUGGUGAACUUCAAUGCACCAGUAGCCACUUCUAACAUCAAACUUUUCAAGAAAAAGCUUGUAGAAGUUGGCUCUUAAAGAGACAUGAUCGACGCCCCGUGCUUCAGCUCUCCUCUACGCAUUUUGAAAACUCUAAAUUUCCAUGGAGAAAGCUUUGAAAUCUGACGCGACCUUGCAGCGUGAAGUGUUGGGAAAUUAUGGCUGAAUAUUUUUUCUUCAUUGAUUUCUUCAGCACGUUUUAGCUUAAAGAAAGUUGACAACAGCCCUCGAGAACAGUCUGCACUAGCGUUUUCAUCUACGUACAGGGCGCCUUCGUAUAAUCACUCUAGUACUCCAGAAUGCCUACUCUUCGAUAAAGCAUCCUUUAUCACAUGUUGAUAACAGAGCUGCCAUUCAUCUUCUAACUCCUGCUGAAUACGCUGGCCGCCCAGUGCUGGCGCAGCGCCAUCUUAAGGCAAAACUGUGCUUCUCUAGUUUAUAUCUUCCUCACUCGGCAGUCGUCUUUGAGCACUUAGACUGGCCCAGAAGGGCUGAGGAGUGAGAUAGAAUUGCUCUAAUUUGAGUGCCGUACUUCAUCGAGGUUUUGCGGAACAUGAAUUCGCGCCCCGACGACACGGUGAUCACGGGGCAUCGAUUUGCAGGGUUUUCCAUCAUGGACGAAAAAAAUCUAUGGUUGAUGUCAUAAGUCAGGAUCAUUUUAGCACUACAGUCAUCCUGAUUAUAUUUGGCCUGUAACCAGAUGCGCGCUAGGGCAUAGGCUGACUCGGGGUAGAUUGUUUUAGAUUGUUGUACUACUUUAGACAACGUCAUGAUAUUAAUCCUGGAUCAUCUUCCCCAAAUUGCUCAUAGCGAAUAUGUAGUGCUAAUGUGUUUCUAAUAAUCGGCAUGCGGCCUAUCACUGCGGCAGUCAACGACUGCUGGGGAAUGGAUGUAAACGACCUGGACCUGGAUGAGGAGUGUUUCAUUAAGGCUGGAUAACUAAACACGGAGUUGCUUUCCUUCCUCCUUUCUGAGGAGUAAAGUAAGAAAAGGCAUAUUGAUAUUGAAGGGAAAAAUGCUAAAGGUGGAACAUGAACAUCAAAAGUUUACCUCUAACACCCGCGACGUUGAUGCUAACGAGGUGGAGGGAGCGAAUGAAGAUGAUCCCGACGUCUUGCAGGACUUGGAGGAGGAGUUCAACCAGAAUGUCGAUGACAUCCAGGUCUAAAAUGAAGAAGACCAAGACUGGUAUUUUCGUUUUUAUUUCCAUCUGUUAGCUCGAGCACGAUGAUUUCAAGACCAUGCACUAUUACUACAGCGAGUGCAGUCUCUCACGAAGAGCAGAAACGGUCUAUUUUUAAAGUACGGGGUCUAUUUUUAAAACAUAACAGCUUCGUCUUCGGGACAAGCUCUCGGCGUAGAUGUGUAGUUGUCCAUUUCUGUUCCAGUGAGUCUCUUGUUCUUCGUGUAUAUGAAUAAUUGUUCAAGAACAGCCACAUCAAUGAAAAAAAGUUCUUCUUAUAUGAGCUUCACUGCUAUCAUCAAUGUGUCCGAAGAAAGCAAUCACUCGCCUCAUGUUGAUUCAAAUAUAUUGCAAUGCUUCUAGUUCUUAAUCAUGCUAUAACUGAAGAUAUUGAUUCUCAAGUGAAGUAAGGAGAUAGAAAGUCUCCUGUUGGUGAUAACGAUUACCUAGACCCUACCCACUGCGUCCGUAAACAAUUGAAAAGAAGGACCUGCAGCCUUUUCGGCUUUUGCUGCAUUUGCGUUAGGAAUGUUCUUCUGAAUAAUAUAAUCAUGUUGUUGAUGCUAUCUUUUCGUAGUUACCUCUCGGAUGUUUUCUCAUGUUCGUCUUGUUUGUUGUGCAGAGGCAGAGCGUGAACUAGUUACUACAUUGAUUUAUCUCAGAAAAUUCCAUAACCGAUUAUGUUCUUCGUGCCACAGAUUUCACUUGUCUAGUGCUUGGACUAAAGGAAGAGUACUAUUAAAUAAUGAAAAUAUUGUUGCUGUGUCUCGUAUCCGUAUGGACUCAAUGCUUCGUGACGUCAUAAGAAGACGACUAUGGUCUUUGAGGAUGCUUUUCGUUGUACAAAACUAAUCACAAGAUGACUUAUGACAAGAGACAACACCAGGACAGCUUCUGACUGACUGCAUGUCAAAUUUUCAUGGAUAAUAACUUAGUUGGUCGUCUAGAUGUUCAUAUCAGGCUUACGGCUUACUUUGCUUUGCAAGGACUAACGCGAUUGAUUUUGAUACAAAAUACCAACGUCACACCUUCUCAGAUAAGUGCGUGCAUCAUGCUGGAGCGGAAUAGAAAAAGCGAAAGCAAAGUGUUUGGACUAUUAUUUCGAGACUGACGACACGCAUCAAGGUUUUAUUGAGGGAGGCGCAAUCUGAUGAAUGAGAAAGAGUAUGACCCAGCUGAGACGCCAUAAGAGGCUACAUCUUGAUAAUAAUUGAUGAAAUGAAGAGGAACUAACAAAAUUUUAUGAGUACGUAGAGCGUUCACAGUAAAACCAUCUGUAUAGUUGAGAAUUCUUAUUGUCUGUGUAGUAGGAUUUCUUGAGAUUGUUCUUCCUUUUCGUUCUCUGCUGAGUGGUGCAAAUUAUAGGCCAUGAUCUGAACUUUGACACGAAAACAGUCUGUUGUUCUUUUGAAGCAACGAGAACGAGUUAUGACUUAAUCGCUAUCGUCGAUGUAUCGUUCAACUGAUCUCUUCGAGUUAAGGCCUAAAUUGAAUGCUCCGACCCGAUCCAUUUUCUUACGCUCAUGAAAAUCAACCAAUGACGAAAAUUUUAUUUAACUGAAUUUGCCGUAAUUUGAUUUGUUGCAGGCCUCUUCUUCCGUCCUCCUAUGUUGUGCUGCUCCCGCUCCUCAUAGUUCACAGAAUCGGAUCUACGUGCUUCAUCUUCGAGCUUGAUGCUCAGUCAUGUUUUCAAAAAUCUUGUUGUUCUUCAUCUUCUGCAUUAUUUGGAAUCGGAAAUACUUUUCUUGAUAAAAAGCGUAGUCUUCAGCCUAUGGCAUUAUAUGAGACCACGUCAGGAACGAAAGAAUGCUAAUCAAAAUCAAAGCUCAAAUCUCAUGCGUUGUUCUCUGUUCUAGUAUAACUUGGAACAAUAUUGGCCCCAUUAAUGACCCCACAUCAAAGCGCUACGCUUGUUCCAAUGGCUUGCGACACCAAUGGCAUCGACUUGUGAAGAAAAUGGUGGAUAGUAUGACUUUGAAAACAAAAGCAGAAGUUGCUCCUUUUGUACGCCUCUCAGAUGUUAGAGAAGCAGCAGCCUUUUGAUUAUCAACUUCUCAUGCGCGGUUCUUGUCUUCGCUCGUGUUUUUGCUCACAGAAAACCUUUCGCUCCUCACUUGAUCACUGUAGUGAUCAUGCUUCUAGGUGUCAAAGACGACACCAACAAGAAGGUUGUCUGGCUUUCUCUCAAAUGAAAAAACUGAUUUUCUAGUAGUCACUACGUAAGCCAGACAACUGCUCUCACUGACGACGAGUAACUAAUUUGAACGCCCUGAAUUCGUGGGCAGAAAUAUAUGGAUUUGGUUAAGUCCAUGGUACUGUUCAAUCGUGAAGCGCGAGUGAAUGACGAGUGUCGAAAUUUGCUCUGGUAGUGCUUUUCUUUCGAUCGCUUUUUUUGAUCGCUCGAAAAAAUACUUUUUUCAAUUCCAAAACUAUACAGUUGAAAAUACUAACUUAGGGGUCUCUAAAAACUUCAUUUUUCAGAGUAACCUUAUCCAUUGUCAACCAUCGCUCGCCAUUGUCAGACCCUGUUGUGGAUCAAUGCUGAUUCUGCUAAAGAGUUGGGUGCCACGAGAGGGGAAAGGCGGCAACACAGAACACGUACCGUCGCUCAUUAACAGAGAAGUUUUACUCCGUCGAUUAUCAUAUCGAGGGUCGUCUAUCUCGAUUCUCACAGCUGAGGUAGUAAAGUCAACUCUCAGCGGCUCUCAUCCU
Molecule: messenger RNA, 7351 nt
Organism: Amoebophrya sp. A25
Lineage: Eukaryota; Dinophyceae; Syndiniales; Amoebophryaceae
Source: the annotation of a GenBank genome assembly